AUGGCACAAACUCCACAACAGGGGGCGCACUCUCGCGCACCGCUGAUCGGUCGCCUCGACAAAUAUGAUGAGGUGGAAGAUAUCCGUAACUAUGUUGAGCGGCUGAACUUGUAUUUUCAAGCAAAUGACAUUGCUCAGGAGAAAAAGACAGCUGUUCUGUUAAGUGCAGUCGGUCCAACUGUGUAUAAAACUGCUAAAAGUCUUGCAGAGCCAACCCCAGUAACUGAGAAAACAUACACAGAACUGUGUGAGUUGUUGAUCGCCCACUAUGGACCCAAACGCCUGGUUGUGUCAGAGCGUUUUCGCUUCUACAAAAGGGAUCAACAGCCAUCAGAGACCAUUGCACAGUAUGCCAUGACACUUCAAAACUUGGCCAGUACAUGUAAAUUUGGCCAGUUUCUCGACGACGCAUUGCGAGACAGGCUUGUGUGUGGUCUGACCAGCAACAAUAUCCAGAAACAUCUUCUCACCAAAGAUGGUCUCACCUUCAAAGCAGCCGUGGACUUGGCCAAAAUCCUUGAAACAGCUGUCAAGGACUUGCGUGAAUUUAAGAACAGCCCUAAUGCAGACACAGUAUCAGUUCACGCACUACACCGAAACGCCAAGCAACCGUACAAGCAACCGUACAAGCCAUCGUUCAAACAGCCACCCCCACAGACACGUGCCAAACCUCAACAAGGCGGGAAGAGAUGCAGUAGAUGUGGCAGAGAUCCAAGCCACCAAUCCUGUCCAGCAAGUGGACAAAAGUGUAACUACUGCCAGAAACUUGGUCACUUCUCGGUAGUGUGUCGCGCUAAACCGAAGAAGUUGCAUACAGUACAGCACGAUCCAACUGACAGCGAUGAUGGGGACACUGAAACUAAUGAUUUCUUCGUUGGAACAGUGCAUCACACCAGCCAUGACAUACUAAAUGGUGAUGUGUGGAGACAACCUAUCAAAGUGCAGGGACAGAUGGUGCAGUUCCUGCUAGAUACAGGUUCGGAAGUCAACAUCCUACCCGCUAACGUGUACAAAUCACUGAAACUCAGUGAUAAGACAUUGCAGCCAACGACACUUCGCUUGCAUGGCUACUUUGGUGGCAAGGCCAAACCUCUUGGACAAAAGAAACUGUCAUGUGAAAUGAAGAAUCGUCAGUACUCGUUGGUGUUCCAGAUUCUUGCCAGUGGUCAGCCUGUCAUUGGCAAGACAGCAUGUGAAGCACUUGGUCUGAUACAGCGGGUGUACACCAUGGUGAACCGAGACAACGUGUUUGAAGGCACGGGUUGUCUUGAAGGCCCACCGGUUAACAUAAAGAUAACCGACUCCGCUACUCCAUACUGUGUGACCGCUCCUCGCAGAAUCCCCUUGCCCCUACUUCCCCAGUUGAAGCAAGAACUGGAAAAGAUGGAAACCCAAGGUAUCGUGAAGCGCAUCACUGAGCCGACAGAGUGGUGUGCUCCAAUCGUGAUUGUACCCAAGAAGAACAACCAGAUUCGACUCUGUGUAGAUCUGCGACAACUGAAUAAAGCUGUGCAGAGGGAGCGUUUCACUAUCCCCAGCCUGGAAGAGGUUUUGGGAAAGAUUGUUGGUGCACAAGUGUUCUCCUUACUCGAUGCAAAGCACGGGUUUUGGCAGAUACCCCUUGCUAGUGACAGUCAGAAAUUGACAACCUUCAUAACUCCAUUUGGGCGUUUCUGUUUUACGCGACUCCCUUUCGGCAUCACAUCAGCGCCUGAGUUGUAUCAGCGUAUUAUGUGUGACCUACUCGUGAAUCUGGAUGGUGUAGUUGUCUACAUAGAUGAUAUUCUCAUCACCGGCCGAACACAGGCAGAGCACGAUCAACGUGUGCAUCGUGUAGUCCAAAUCCUACAGAAAGCUGGCUUGCGGCUAAACAAAGAGAAAUCAAAGUUUUCUCAGUUCAUACAGACCAGACAGCUGAUGACAGUGAUGAUCUCGCAGCAGAAAUUGCAGCACACGUGA
This is a messenger RNA of Patiria miniata (bat star), 1959 nucleotides long. RefSeq lists its product as uncharacterized. Gene Ontology annotation, biological process: proteolysis. The record is from RefSeq and is a predicted model, not a curated record. The transcript has a single exon. Lineage: Eukaryota; Metazoa; Echinodermata; Asteroidea; Valvatida; Asterinidae. Gene Ontology annotation, molecular function: aspartic-type endopeptidase activity. Bases 1 to 1959 code for a protein of 652 amino acids.